Molecule: messenger RNA, 1254 nt
Organism: Bicyclus anynana (squinting bush brown)
Lineage: Eukaryota; Metazoa; Arthropoda; Insecta; Lepidoptera; Nymphalidae
Product: facilitated trehalose transporter Tret1-like
Exons: 1
Coding region: 1-1254 (417 amino acids)
Biological process (GO): transmembrane transport
Cellular component (GO): membrane
Molecular function (GO): transmembrane transporter activity
Source: RefSeq, a predicted model, not a curated record
AUGGCAUUCUGCUCCGUCAUUGGAGUCACCAUCCUCGGCCUCUUCGGGGACAGAGUCGGCAGAAGAUGGAGUUUCAUUCUCUUUUCUAUACCAACGGUUAUAGGGUGGAUACUUGCGUAUUUUUCAAGAGGAUUCAUCACUUUACUGUUAUCCAGAAUAUUAAAUGGUACAGCUGCAGGUGCGUUUUCAAUAUUGAGCAUGAUUGGUGCUGCAGAAUACACGUCUCCCAACACAAGAGCAUUUUACCAGAGCAUGAUUUCAAUGGUUGCAUCUGCGUUAGGAAUGGGCAUAGCACAUGCUGCUGGAGUUAUUAUACAUUGGAAAACUUUAUCCAUAUUCGGAAUGGUGCUAGCUAUCUUACACAUAUGUUUGCCAUAUAUAUCCGUGGAAUCCCCCCAGUGGUUGGCGUCUAGAGGAAGAUUCGAUGAGUGCCAAAAGGCAUUCCGAAAACUACAUGGAACCAAACGGAGUAGUGAAAAUGAAUUGAGGCUACUAAUCAAAAUGGAGACUAAAAAACAGAUUUUGGCCACUGAAACGAAACUCAACAAUGGUUUUAACAAACUUAUGGAUGCUUUAAAGAAGAGAUACUUCUGGGGUUUGAUUUUGACAAAUUGUUUUGCUUACACGUACUUUGCCUUCGCUGGCAAAGUUAUAUUCACUAAUCUAGCGACUGUUAUAUUGGAAGAAAUGACUGGGAACUCUGACGUUUUGUUAUAUACGCUGCUAGUUGAUGGUUUUGUUUUAUUAGGUACAUGUGUAUCAGGUGUUUUGAUUAAGAAAAUGUCAGUCCGUGUUCUGUUAUUCACGUCUGGUGUCACUGCUAAUUUGUUGUUGUUAGUUUUAAGUGUUUGUUUGUAUUUUAAAAAUGAUGAGAAGUAUUUUCAGUGGAUCAAUGUUACUCUGCUUGCUUUUUAUUUUAUUAUGGCUAACGCAGGGCCGUAUCCAGUUUUAGACAUAUUGUUGGGUGAAUUGUUUCCACUAGAAAUCAAAAUGUAUUGUUUUAUGCUGACUACACCUAUAUUAAUAGGGACAAUUUUUGGCAGUAUAUUGGUGAUGCCAAUGCUGGUUACUGCAGUGGGCUACCAUGGUCUGUUUUUCAUCAAUGCAAUGGUUGUGUUCGUUUGCUUGGGUUACUUCUGGCUAAGGUUGCCGGAAACUAAGGGGAAGACUCUGCAAGAGAUCGAGGUGUAUUUUAAAACGAAAAAUUUUGAUGUGGAGAAUGUUAUAAAUGAACAAAAUAAAUCUUUAAUAUGA